Linum trigynum is the source of this 1659-nucleotide messenger RNA. The record is from the annotation of a GenBank genome assembly. NCBI's taxonomy places the organism in Eukaryota, Viridiplantae, Streptophyta, Magnoliopsida, Malpighiales, Linaceae.
AUGGGUAAAAGCUACACUGUUGGUUGUUUUCAGUUAGUUUUACUUCCAGUGUGAGAGCAGAGGGGAAGAAAGAAAGAUUCUGAUAAAAAGGAAGCGAAAAGGAACUCAAUUCCAUAGCCAUUUUUCUUGGAAUCUUCAAAUCCGAUCACAAUAAUAUUACUUGUUUCUUUCUUCUUUCCGCCAUUGCCUCCGCUGUAAUCUACUAAUCUCCAUCCUUUCCAUUUGCCAACCUCUUGAAGGAGAGAAAGAUAAGGGAGGAUCAAUUUGAUGGCGGGUAGAGUGAUAACGGUGGCGCAGGAUGGCACCGGUGACUUCACCACCGUGCAGGCAGCAGUGGACAGUGUCCCGUUUGGGAACAACUUCCGAACUGUAAUCCGUGUUGCCCCAGGAGUUUACAGGCAGCCUGUGUACGUUCCCAAGACAAAAAAUUUCAUAACCCUGGCCGGUUUGCGGCCUGAGGACACCGUACUUACCUGGAACAACAACGUCUCCAGAAUCGAUCACCACCAGGGGGCAAGGUUGAUUGGGACGGGGACUUUCGGUUGUGGGAGUGUGAUUGUGGAAGGAGAAGAUUUCAUUGCUGAGAACGUCACUUUUGAGAACUCUUGCCCUCAGGGUUCAGGCCAAGCUGUGGCACUCAGAGUAACAGCUGAUCGCUGUGGUUUCUACAAUUGCAGGUUUCUUGGGUGGCAGGAUACACUGUAUCUGCAUUAUGGGAAACAGUAUCUGAAGGAUUGUUAUAUUGAAGGAAGUGUGGAUUUCAUUUUCGGCAAUAGCACUGCAUUCCUUGAACAUUGUCAUAUCCACUGUAAAUCAGAAGGCUUUAUUACUGCACAAGCACGAAAGUCAUCUCAAGAGUCAACAGGUUAUGUGUUUUUAAGAUGUGUGAUCACUGGGAAUGGGAAGGCAUCAUACAUGUAUCUUGGGAGACCAUGGGGUCCCUUUGGUAGGGUAGUUUUUGCAUACACUUACAUGGAUCAAUGCAUCAGACACGUGGGGUGGAACAACUGGGGCAAACCUGAGAAUGAGAGAAGUGCUUGCUUUUAUGAGUACAGGUGCUAUGGGCCAGGUAGUUGCCCUUCAAAACGAGUUGGAUGGUGUAGAGAGUUGAUAGACGAAGAAGCUGAUCAAUUUGUGAUGCACGGCUUUAUAGAUCCAAAUCCAGAAAGGCCCUGGCUUGCCCAAAGGAUGGCAGUGAGGAUACCACAUUCUGCCUAGCUUAUAGACUGUAACAUGAUGUAAACUUGUUGUGUGAUCAAUACAUGCCACAGGCGAAGGAAACCUCAAACUGCUCGGGGUCCCUCGAACUUAAAGUGGAAAUAAAACAUAGCCAAAUAGGUGCACAGAAGUUGUUGCUUGCUGCACUACAGCACAGCAGUAAAACGACAUUAAGAAGAAGAGUUCCGUCACGUAUGUAUGAGCUGUUUGCAGCUUGAGCAGAUUCCUCCUGGAGGUUUCAUUCAGAGUGAUGCCUAAAUCUUGCUCCCAAACAUGAUAAUGUAUCAUAAACCAUGCUUCAUGGUUUUUUGUAGUGAGAAGUAUGUUGUCCAAUACUUGGUAUCUUUUGUGCCCUGAAGUCUACUAUCCGAGCAGCUAAUGACCAGAGUUUGCCCUUUCUAUGGGCGAAAUUCUGCCGGCCAAUCAACUCCGUCCUCUAGG